Drosophila ananassae is the source of this 1259-nucleotide messenger RNA. Its product is annotated as heterogeneous nuclear ribonucleoprotein A3 homolog 2. Lineage: Eukaryota; Metazoa; Arthropoda; Insecta; Diptera; Drosophilidae. The transcript is spliced from 3 exons. Bases 685 to 1137 code for a protein of 150 amino acids. The record is from RefSeq and is a predicted model, not a curated record.
GUUGAAGUUCAGCGGUAGAGCGGUAAACAUGUCGAAUUCGAGUUUGUUUCUGGGCGGCAGCCUUGUGGUUUGCCUGAUAAUCGCCAAAUUCAGUGCGGAUUAAGUGGAAUUGCUUGGGAAAAGCUUACAAAACGCUAGCCUGGGAAAUUCCCAAGCCAACUGCAGGCAAGCUGCAACGGAUUACAUGAAAAGUCGGCUUAAACUUAAGGCCGCUUCCGAAGGCAAAAUCACACAAACCAAACACAAAAGGAAGCCCUACAAACUACAAUACAAGCCAUGUCAAAGUUGUAAACAAAGGCUUAGGAACUAUAACAAAAAAAACUGGCAUUAUAUUCUUUCUUCGUCUUUUUAUUUUAUUUUUUUUUAAAUGUUUGUGUUAUAAAGUUUAUUGCAAUGUGCACAUUAAAAAACUAAAUUAUACUAUAUAAAAAAUUAAAAAUCUAUGAUAUUCUCUGAAUUUAUUAAAUUUUAACAUUUACAAACAUUUUGAAGUACUAAAAAAUAACUUAAACAUUUCUAAGUUAGUAUGAAAGGUUGGAAUAAAUAAAUACAAUAAGUACUGCACUAAAAAAUAAUUUUUUGAUCUUCAAAAUCAAUAGUGUUUUCCAAACAAAUAAGUAGAAAAAACAGAUCAUAACUAUAAAGUGCGUAGUAUCUUAGAAAUUUCAAUUAGUUUUGACUAAAAUGAACACAAGAAAAUGGAAUACGUCUAUAGGAAGUUUAAAAAUUGACCUGAGCACUUUAAUUGUAGGACAAGCGGGAACAGUGCACUGGAAUAAUGGAAACGCGGCCGGAGUCGGAGCCUGGUCAAAUGCCCAGUCCGGAGGAAUGCAGCCGCCGGGCAGCCUGGGUAGCCACGACCCGCAGUACAGCUACGGCUACGCCGGCAUCGAUUCCCGGGGCACCUACGGCGGAGCGGGCGGCAAUGGAGCCUACUACGUGGGCGGCACGGACGAGCACGGACGUCCGUUCUCGUACGGCAGCCAGCCUGGACAGCCGGGCUACAUGGGUGUCCGGGAUCCCAACUAUCCGGGCGGAGUCUACGGCUACCGGAAUACGGCGACAGGGCUGGGUGGCACCGCCCUCUCAGUGACUUUGGCCUUGACCCUUGGUUUCUUGGCAGCGAAGAGACUUUGAUGCGGUUCUAUCGCGGGAAACUGUUUUUUUUUUUGUAGCUCUUACUACUAAGCCUAAUUUAUGUAAAUUACCUAAAUGUGUGAACUUUUUAUUAAAGUAGAAAAAACAACUGAAAAUCUAAA